This is a messenger RNA of Paramecium pentaurelia, 240 nucleotides long. Lineage: Eukaryota; Ciliophora; Oligohymenophorea; Peniculida; Parameciidae. The record is from the annotation of a GenBank genome assembly.
AUGAGAAGGAAGCUUAAGAUAAAUUUUUAGAUAUAUGAGAAUAUUGUAGAUAACAUUUACAUUAAGAUGACAAAAGAAACAAUGGAAAAAGAUAAAUUAUAAAUAGAGAAACAGCUUUUAGAAAUAGAAAGUCAGAUAAAACAGCAUAAUUAGUAAAAUUAGAAUAAUGAUCAAUAAGUUAUAAAAGAUAUUAUUAAUUACAGAGAAUUUUAUCAAAUAAAUGAGUUUGCGUAAAAAUGA